AUGAAAACCAAAACAUACUCGAUAUUGAUUUUGCCACCGUCAAUAUCCAUGUUCAUCGCCACAUCAACGAGGCAUGGAAACGGGGUGAAGAGGUUGAAGGCGAUGAAUGAGAAGAAAGGUUUUGCUAAUGCGUUGGGAGAACGCAUUCAGAUUGCUGGGUCUGUGGGGUUUCAAGGAGAGUGGAUAAGGAGAGAGAAGAAGAGAGAUGAAAUCCAUGGGAGGGAGAUUUUGCAGAAACACACGAUCGAGUUCUGCCACCGGAUUCAUAGUUCUCUAUCCAAAAUACCACCUUGUCGUGUUGAGGUGGCAAUGCACACAGCUGUCCUAAAAUGGAUCAAGUCUCAGCCCAAAUCACAAUGA
Sphenostylis stenocarpa is the source of this 360-nucleotide messenger RNA. The record is from the annotation of a GenBank genome assembly. Lineage: Eukaryota; Viridiplantae; Streptophyta; Magnoliopsida; Fabales; Fabaceae.